AUGUCUCUCUUCGGAGGAGGAGAUGAGAGUGGGCCUCCUUCGCCUAGCCAGGUAAGCGACUUCUCCAUCAGCACUAUCGGCGAGGACCAAGGGUUCGCGGCGCAUUCGGAAGGCUCGCCAGACACAGCGGCUGGUCACAACGAUUACAACGACCACGACGAUGCAGGAGACGAGGCGGAGAAGGUGGCAGGAGAGCCGCAGGACCAAGGAAAUAACAGGAGUCCAUCAGCAGUAUCAGAUACCAGCGACGUCGAGGUUCGACCCAAUCGCUUCCGAGGCUCAGACCGCGCGUGGCUACACCACACACACGACGACCGCUCUCUUGCCGCAUCGCUCGACCAGCUCAAGGCACACGACCUGAGUCUGCACCUAUACAGCGCCCAUCACCUCAAAGCUCGCCUGCGCCAUCAAGAAGCUCCGUCGUCGUACAAGCCCUGGAGCAGAAAGAGUCGUUGGAUCCCCACCAAUCAAGACAUCCAGAAGCCGUGGUAUCCUGAAUCCGACUGGACUGCCUGGCCGCUUCCUCCUGAUCUUGCCCCGAAUGGUCUUGAAACCUUUGGUCGACCCAACGAUGGUCUCGACGCCCACACUCUGCGCAGUGCCAACCAGCCCACUCCCACCGACAAUCUGCGACACCAAUUGCAUGCUGUCAUGCUGAAGCGAGCGCACGACGACUGGAAGUCCCACAACCAAAAACUCUCCGAACAGCUCCACAUCACGACCGCACCUGCUGCUGCUCCUAUCCGACACUCCCCACCGAGACGAGGACGAACCCGCUCUCUAUCUGCUGGUCCAAGUUCGGCUCCUUCUUCGCCUUCAGUAGGGGACGACUUGGCUCCCCUCUCAUCGCUGGAUCAAUCUGUUGUGGAACAGGGAGAACAAAUUCAUGCCGAGUCGCAUCCGGACCCUGACAUCAAAGAGGAGGGUGAGAAGUCAAAAGACAACCACCUCGCGCGUCCAGUCUUCUCGGCUGAUGACGACCGUUCCCAUGCUCUUCUCCAUCCUACUGUCAAUCAUGUCAUGUCCAAGCUCGACAGGCUCCUCCUUACUUUGCACCAGAGCAGACAGACACACGUACAUCGUGCAAGAGACGGUGACACUUCAGAUUCUUCUGCAAGAUCAAACUCUCGAUCACGUUCCACCUCCAACAAGCUGUCCACCAAGGUUUCGAACAAACGUUCCAAGAAGCCGUCUCAGCCUCAGACUGUCACCCGAGCCAGACACAGCCACCGCCUCGGUUCUGCUUCACGUCCAACUAGUCCAUCGGAUUUUGUAGUCUUCGACGAUUCAGGAGAAGAUGAGACAUAUGAGCCAGAGACUCCCAAACGACGCGUCCGCUCACCCAGCAACAGAGCAUCAUCAGCGGAACCCGAUAUUCAGACUACUUCUCCAAGUGGCAAGAAACGUCGUAACCCUCCCAGACCAGGCCUAAGAGAUUGGAGUGAGAUUUUGGCUAUGGCGGGCUUGACUGGCUGGGAUCCUGCCGUCAUUGAAAGAGCCCGCCAUCGAUGUCGCGACCUUUUCGGGGAGGACAUGCACCUCUACACCAUGCCCGAACAUGAUGAUCCUUCUGCCGGUGAAGCCGAACCUAUUAACCAUGCGCCGGACUCUCGCUCGGCUCGAUCAGCAAGCUGGCGGUGCCCCUUUGUCAAUUGCUUUCGUAACAUGCAGCCUCUUGAACAGGGUUUCCGCUGGCGUGAACAUAUGCGCAAGGCACACAAAUACGACAACGAUCAAAUCGCAAAGCUAGAAGAACAGUUGGUCCAGUCUGGAGACAUUGCGCCUGUCUUGAAACGUCACCACGUGUUGGCCCACAAUCCUCGAGGCUGGCAACCCCCAGAUCCGCUAAAGUGUCCGCACUGUCCUGCCUCAGAACACGUCUUUCCCAGGAUCAAUCGUCUACUGGACCAUAUAAGAAGGGGCCACAAGUACGACCCGCGUAUUCAAGAUCCACCUGAACGUCUUCUGAACAAGAUCGCUGAUCAAGACGAAGACGAUACUUCUAACAACUCAAAUAGUUCUGACGACGAUAGCGAUGGCUACAUGAUGGGUGGCGUACACACUGACGGGUUUCUACAGCCCGUACUCCGGCAUGCUGGGUCAAGAGGAAAGGAUCUUGAACAAAGGGCAAAGAGAGCCAAUGCUCGUCGCUCCAAAGCUGAGUUGGCCAAAUCCAAAAAGAAUGCAAAGAAACGGCAACACACAGAAGAAGCCGACUGGUCCAAAUAG
Molecule: messenger RNA, 2229 nt
Organism: Aureobasidium vineae
Lineage: Eukaryota; Fungi; Ascomycota; Dothideomycetes; Dothideales; Saccotheciaceae
Source: the annotation of a GenBank genome assembly